Rotaria socialis is the source of this 366-nucleotide messenger RNA. The record is from the annotation of a GenBank genome assembly. NCBI's taxonomy places the organism in Eukaryota, Metazoa, Rotifera, Eurotatoria, Philodinida, Philodinidae.
AUGUUUGUUAUUAUUCGAGACGGAGAAGAAAAUACGUUUCGUUCCAUAUGUUUUUUUGAUCAAGUACACAAACGAAAAGAUCAACGACUUCCGCAUAUUAAAGCUGAUCUUUUAAGUAUGUCGUUACAUGAUCGUUAUGUGAUCGUUCAGCCAAAUUCAUUAUUACAUUCGUUGGUGAUGUUGAUGCUGGGAACAAUGAAACAAUCUCGUGAUACUAUUUAUCGUGCUGGAAUAUCGAUUCGUGGUGGCCUUAAUAAUGCUCAACUUCGUGGUACACCUAUGGAUAAAAAACCCCAUCGAUCAAAACGGGUCAUCAUAAACCACCGUAAUCAUAAGCGGGCGUUACUGUACCGUAUUCCACCGUGA